CAUCUAACAUAAACGGUACCCAAGUUAUUGGCUUUUGACAAAUGGAAGUAGAGAAAGUACCACUUCCAGCUACUGGAAAUGGCUCAAAAGUUGAUACAGAACUACCAAUUUGAAAUAACACUAUACAUGAAAUUUUGUCAACAUAACUGAAACGGUGCUCAAGUUAUCAUGUUCAAAGACACACACACUGACAGACAAAAUUGCAAAUUCCAACUCAGGGAGUUCAGACAUAGAAACAUUGGCUUGCUACACCUGGAUGUCAACAUGCUUAGCUUAAGCAGUUUUCCAACUAUUCUGUUACUAAUAUUUUCAAUUCUUGAUGGAGCUUUCACUUUAAAGGAGAACAACAGACCAAUAAUUGGCAUUCUGACAGAACCAACAGAUACUUUUGAAUUUGGUCAGGAAUACAUUCAAACUUCUUAUGUUGGAUAUCUAGAAAUGGCAGGAGCUCGUGUUGUUCCAGUUAGAGGCAAACAGCCACAAGAAUAUUAUCAGCAACUUUUUAAAAACAUAAAUGGAGUUUUUUUUCCUGGUGGAGGUGCAGACAUUGACAAUGGUCCUUAUGCUCAGUCUGGAAGAUAUUUUUAUGAUAUGGCUAUUGAGGCCAAUGAUAAGGGAGACUACUUCCCUAUUUGGGGGACUUGCCUAGGGUUAGAAUUGCUUACAGUUCUAACAGCAAAUAAAAACUAUCUUCAGCACACGGAUUCGGAAAAUCUGACUCUGCCAUUGAUAUUUCAGAAAGAUUUUAAGAACAGUAGACUUUUUACAAACAUGCCAGAUGAACUGAUAAAAAUUUUAGCUUCUCAGUCAAUCACACAAAACAAUCAUCAGUUCAGUCUUCUUCUGGCUGACUAUUUUAAGUUAUCUGAACUACAUAAUUUUUAUCGUCUGAUGUCCACCAGCAUAGGAAGAGAUAAACAAGAGUUUGUGUCAACAUUUGAAGCCUACAAGUAUCCAUUCUACGGCGUUCAGUGGCAUCCAGAAAAAAAUAUUUUCAUAUGGGCAAAUAACCAGGUGAUUGACCAUAGCUUUGAUGCUGUAAAAAUCACUCAAUACUUUGCAGAUUUUUUUGUUAAUGAAGCACGCAAAAGUUCUCAUGUCUACGACUCAAGCGAUGCUGAGGCUCAUGCUGUUAUUGAAAAUGGAAUGCGAGUUUUUGUUCCCAACUUUAACACUGCUGAAGUUUUUUAUUUCAAUUAUACAAACAAUUAUUUUGUGGAGAAAUAUGGUCGUCAUAAAUCUUAUUAAAAUCUAUACAUAAAAGGCAAUUUAAAAAAUACUUAAGAAAAUGUUAUGAAAGUAUUAAAAAAGACAUUUUUACAACUCUUUUUUUAUGAUUUUUAAAAAAAUUUUAUUAUAUAACUUUUUUACAUCCUUUUACAUUGAAUUAGCUUUAGUCUUAAAAGAAAUUCUAGAAAAAUUUAAGAAAUAAUUCAAUUUCUCUUUGUGUUAUUUUAUUUACAUUUUUAACAAUUCACAUUCGCAUAGUGACUUGUUUAAACAAGCUUUAUUUAGUUUGCAAUGUCUGUUUAUGGGUUUUGUGGCAAAUCUUGAAUUCUUGUAACUUAAUUUUGCAGCGAUUUCAUUCAAAAUUUCCAGAUACCUUCUUCUUUUUUUAAUCUUAAAUAGAUAUUUAAUUAAUCCUUAAAAAUUAAUUGUUUUGAAACUAAGGGGAGGUAACAAAAUUAAAUACAAGUGAUUAGCUAACCAUUAAGGGCGAACUGUUUGUCACGGUUAACUGAUUUCUCACCCGAGCAUUGACCAUGAACUAAGUAGGGGCAAAUAACUGUCUUUUAGAGAUCUCAAGCUACUUGUUAAGUUUUAACGCAGAUACUUUUAGCUGAAGCCUAAGUUGUGUCAACUUCAUUUUGAACGAAUGACUAAAAAGUGGAAAAUAUAACAAACGUAAAAAUCUUUAUAAUAACAAGCUUUUUAAAGGGCUAAAAAUUAGAAAUAAAACAAACUUGAUAUCUCUAAUAAAAGCAUUGUUUGCUCUUAAGGCCUUUUACAUAUUUUUAAGUUUUUUUUUCUAAUUUCAACGCCUUUAAAAGGUUGUUAUUAUAAAGGUUUUAUAUUUGUUUUAUUAAUAAAAAUGUAUUUGAUCCUUUUAGUUUAAACUUAGGCCUAAUACCUAAAUAUAAUCAACCCCUGAACACAGUGAUUUUUAAAACAUUGAUAACUAUGCAUUGAACAUUCAAAGCCAUUUUUCAUUGUUAUCUACCUCGUUUCUGGUGAUUUAGCUAAUCAGACUUGAUGUUUUAUUAGUCAUAUGUACAUAUGGUUGUGAGGAAAUAACAAACUCUUGUUUAACCAAUUAUAAUUAAUCAUAAACCUCGGGUUUGUAGUUGAUUAUUUGCAAUGAUUGGUGAUAAAUCUUUCUUUUGAUGGCUGCCUCUUAGCCGCCUAUUUGUUUCUUUAUAUAAUAAUGCUUUUUGUCAGCACGUAGCUCCCAUAAAAAGUAUUUGAUUUAUAUAAAUUUUAUAUUUACAGUAAUUUUAAAAUAAAGAUUUUCAUGUUUGUGAAAAAAAAAAUCAAUUUAUAUAAUUUUAAUGAUUGCAUUGUUUAGAAAAAUUACACUAAAUUAUAGUUUAUAAUUCUAUGACUAAAUAGAUCAUGACAAUUAAAAUACCCCUUUUACAUAUUAUGUCUUAGCCUGAUUUAUGCAUAUCAAAGAAUUCAAUGUGUUUUCAUUUUUAUAUACUAUCUAUCUGUCUUCACAGUUUGAUCAAUAUCUGUGGAGCAUUCAUUGCCUUAUUAUAAUUUUUCUUGUUAAGUUUUAAUACUGAGAAUAAACAA
This is a messenger RNA of Physella acuta, 2796 nucleotides long. RefSeq names its product gamma-glutamyl hydrolase A. NCBI's taxonomy places the organism in Eukaryota, Metazoa, Mollusca, Gastropoda, Physidae. Gene Ontology annotation, molecular function: gamma-glutamyl-peptidase activity. Gene Ontology annotation, cellular component: vacuole. Gene Ontology annotation, biological process: tetrahydrofolylpolyglutamate metabolic process. The record is from RefSeq and is a predicted model, not a curated record.